Messenger RNA from Aspergillus alliaceus, 2714 nucleotides. Its product is annotated as putative C6 finger domain protein. Gene Ontology annotation, molecular function: zinc ion binding; DNA-binding transcription factor activity, RNA polymerase II-specific; DNA binding. Lineage: Eukaryota; Fungi; Ascomycota; Eurotiomycetes; Eurotiales; Aspergillaceae. The record is from RefSeq and is a predicted model, not a curated record. Bases 229 to 2139 code for a protein of 636 amino acids. The transcript has 3 exons. Gene Ontology annotation, biological process: DNA-templated transcription; regulation of DNA-templated transcription.
CUUUUCCGAGCAUUUGAUUUAAGUACAUACAUAAUAAUCAAUUCUUCUCAGGUAUAUUAGCACGAUCACUUCGACUGCUUCUUUUUCUCUCUCGUAAAUAUGACUUUUGCAAGAUGAACGCUUUAAUGAAUUCUUCGUGAGACAAGCUGACGGCGAAUGAAGACUACCAUGUAGGGUGUACCUGCUCUCAGGAGAUCAAUUCGUGUUGUAAUCUCUUAGACCAAAACCAUGUCUUCUUCGCCUGAAAGAGAUAGAGAUAUCAUUGAUGCAGCUAGCACUGCAACUAUUUCUAAUGACCUUCGAAUGAGCAAGAAAAAGCGAUCCAACUCUGAAGUGACCGAGUAUCCCCGAAGGCGCGCUACAAUAGCUUGUCAGAUAUGCCGCCUGCGGAAAACGAGGUGCAACGGGGCACGCCCAAAAUGCCAGCUCUGUACAGAACUAGAUGCCGACUGUAUCUAUAGAGAACCUGGCAUCAAGCUCGAUGCCGGUGAUAAGCUGAUCAUUGAAAGGCUUAACCGCAUCGAGGGACUACUCCAAUCCAGCCUAGCAAAUCAAGCUGCCCUUUGUCCACUGUCCUCAGCUUCACCGACUACCAGUAACGAUACUAAUAAUGGCGGUGAUGAUGCGCUAGUCAAAACAUCGAGUCCGCUCGCUAUGCCUGUGAGAACGUCUGUUGUCGGACUCGCUUCCUGGGCUAACCCUCCCACGAGUAUUUCAACGAUGCCCAAGGUACAUACUACCCCUGCGUUACACCUCCUACAAUGGCCCUUAAUUCGAGACUUGGUGGCUGGCCCCUAUGACCCUCACACACUGUUGCAACUAGAAAUGGCUCGUGAACCCCUCAGGAUGAGAGCUCCAGGAGUAUUAGACUUAUCCAAUGCGACCACCUAUAUCAAGGCUUUUUUUCAACGUGUCAAUAUUUGGUACGCGUGCGUCAAUCCAUAUACAUGGUCUCGGUACUACAGUACCGCGAUAUCACUAGGCUUCCGUGAAGGGCCUGAGAGCUGCCUGGUACUCUUAGUCUUAGCUCUUGGAUGCGCAAGUCAAUACGGAAGCAUCUCCUCUGUUCCUCCAGACAACGAGGCUCCAGGUUUGGCCUACUUCUCGGCAGCCUGGGGCCUUCUACCUCUUGUCAUAAUGCGCAACUCUGUGCUUGCUGCGCAGUGCAUUAUACUGACCUCAGCCUAUUUAUUCUAUUUAGUCAGACCUCUAGAGGCCUGGACACUUCUCUCGAACGCCAGCCUAAAGUUACAGCUACUUUUUGGUAAUACAUCUCGUGUUCCUCUUCAGUGGAAGGAGUUGAGUGUGAGAGUAUACUGGAACGCGCUACUCUACGAGAGCGAUUUGCUAGCAGAACUAGAUCUGCCACAUUCGGGAAUUGUGCAUUUUGAAGAGUUGGUUGAUCUUCCUGGUGGGUUUGAGGAGGACGACGAGGAGGAUGACGAGGUCGAGGACGAACGUGGUGAAAUCGCCCCUGAAACUGAACAUGUUGGUCACGAUGAACUCUGGUACUUCUUGGCAGAAAUUGCAUUGAGAAGGUUGCUGAACCGUGUCAGCCACAUGGUAUACCAAAAGGACAGCCCACUCACUCUCGGCUCGCUUGGACCUAUCGUUUCUGAGCUGGACUUCCAACUGUCACAGUGGUAUGAGAGUCUGCCUCAACCUAUUCAAUUUCCUCUUUCCCAUACACCAGCGUCAAAUUCUGUUCAAACUGUACUGCGGCUUCGAUACUUCGCUUGCCGGACAAUUAUCUACCGCCCAUAUAUACUGGCUGUCUUUCAGAACGAGCACGCAUCUUCAGAUCCGGUGGUCAAGGAAUGCUGCCGGCGGUGUCUAGAAGCAACAAUGCGCCAAUUGGAAAAUAUAACAAGCCAUCGCGAGGGUCAUCUACCAUAUCUUUGGCAGGGAGCUUUGUCCAUGGUUUCACAGACACUAUUAAUUAUGGGGGCUACUAUGUCUCCAGCGCUUUCCGUCUUACUCCCACCUGCAGACCAGGUAGACGGAAUAAUAUCAAGUGUGGUUGCAGAGGUCGGGACAUACUCACACCUUGCCCCGAGCUUAAAGCUAUCAGCGGAGAUCAUCCGGGACGCAGAAAGACGACGACAAAUCUGUUUAAAGUCUACAGGAAGGCGAGCUUGAUGUGCGUGGAAUAUACACUCCCACGGCGUCAACACAGAGAUAUAUGUGUAUAUAUUAUUAGACUAAUAAAUGGCGGUGAAAGGUAUUGUACCAGACGUUUAGCGUGGUGACAAAGGGACAUUGUGAUGGUUAGUGCAGAUCUUAGGAGAAUAAGAUAUAUAUGUACGGCUCAAGAGUCCAGGGAUAUCCCCUACAUAACAUCAGGAAGCAAAAGAAAAAAAGCCAAAGCAACCGUUAUCUGACGGAGCAAAACUUUCAUCGUGGCUGAUACUUCUCAUAAAACUAGACAUGAGAACCGGGCACUAUAGGAUUAGAACAUGUUUAGGGAGAUAUCAUACACAUGUGUCUUUCUAAAACAGCACGAAGCACUGGGCUCUCAGGCGUUUAGAUAAGGACCCAUUCACUACCCCUUUUGAUGAACUUAUCGAGCAUCGUGGCAAUAUCGUUCAAGGCAAACCGACAAACAUAGAAGCCAAAGAAUUCUGCCGCAUGGCGAGUGCUUAACUCCAGGCCAACAAGAGUCUGUGAAGAAUGCUUCAGGCCAGGGUCUUCAACUUGCUGAGCGAUUUGAUCUG